AAGAGGAUAAAGGGUUAACUACUUAAGAUUAACUAUAUAUAUUUAGCCUAAGCAUUGCAGUGAAUAAAACAUUGAAUUGCUAUAUUUGUCUUUUUUUGGUAUGUGCAAUAGCCUAGGCAAUGGUUUUGAAUUAAUCAAAAAAGUUGAUGUAAUGUUUUAAAUCUAAAAUAUUUUGCAAAGAAGCAAGUUAAAUCUAUAGUCUAUGUAUUUUGCAUUAAAGUAAGCAUGUGUGUUGUCAGAUGGGUUAUAGUGCAUUAAUAACCAGAUUUCUCCACCAGCACCAUAUUUUGUUCCUUGGUUAUUUAUUUUUGGAAGGAAAGUGUAUGCUGAAAGAAAGAGAGAUCUGUUUAAGCUGUGGCAGAACUUUGUGUUUAAGUUCUUUAAUAGCAAACUCUAAAGGUUGUCUUAUAUGUAUUGUUUUUGUACUGAUGUAAAUGGAAUGACAACAUAAUCUCCAGUGUUCAGAUUUUCAGGGCUCGUUGCAUUUUCACACUUGUUCUCUCCAUCCCUAACUCUCAACAACGAAUCUCUCCCAACUUCAGUGGAGCUGUAGCAUCCCAUCUCCUCCAAACCCUGUUCUCAACCCCUGGCAACUGGAGCUCAGCCAUUCUCAGCCGCAUCUUGGCACUGACUCAUGAAUGAUUCACAGAGUGGGCGGGGCUUAACAAUGAGAGCUGAUGCAUUCCGGGAGGAUGGAUGGCUGUUUCGUUGACAGACAGGACACACAGCCAAUGGUGUCGAAACUGAGACCUAAAAUGGCCAGUGCAACCCCCGCUUGCAGAUAAGGUGGGGCAAGGAGAGAGAGUGAGAGCGAGCGCCAAUGAGAAAGGCAACACAGAAAAGCGAAAAGCAAGGGAAGAUAAAAGAGAGGGUGGCUGCUGCAUCAACCUACAUCCCAGAUACUCAGUAUGAAAAUGUCAAGCAGUUCUGAUAUAAUCCAGCAAAUCUAUCCCUUCCAUGAUGGCUGGAACAUUGCCUGCUUCAUCAUCAUACUUCUCUUCAUCCUCACCAUCCUCUCCCUCGCCACGCUGGCAUUCCUCUAUGAACUUCUGGACUGCGGAUGCUUCAGCAAGACCAAAACAGUCCGUGAUCUGCGACGCCGGCCAGAAGAGGUGGUUUAGCUGUAACCACGGUGACAGCGGACAGAGUUACCAUAGGAACCGCAUCAGUAAAUUAGUCGAAAAAAUUGCAGAUUUGGACAGGGCUAAAUUUCCUUUAAAAACACACCGCACAUGUAUAAUAGCCAUCCUCCCUAACACGAUCCGACAGCAAUAGACGGAACAGAUCUGUAAAUAUAAGAUUUUCUUUUUUUUUUAAAAGGGAGGAACUUGCUUGUGUGUUUCUGUGCAUGCCAAUGUGUCCUCUAUCUAUGAUCUGCAUUCAGUAUUCCAGUAAUAUUGUGUGAUGACUAUAUAAUACUGUUAAAUUGUGUUUCCAUGAAAAAAUACCUUUGUGUGGGAUGACAAACAGUUUAUCUGUCAGUAUUGUGGAAUUCAUAAGCUACAUAUGAUUCAAAUAUUCACACCCUGGGGUUAGUGUAAAGAGAAUUUGUAUAUGUUUGUUUAUAACCACUGUUAGGGGAGUUCAAAUUUGGUAAAAGCUGUUAUAUAUCUUCAAGAACACUGACGGCCAUUUGAUGCAUCUUUGUAAAUGCCUUAAAAUGUGUAUUUAAAAUUGUAUAACAAAAACUAAACAAGCACAAUGAGGUGUGGUUUCCAUUAGAAUCAAACAAGAUCUGAGAUUUUUAUGUUUCACCCUCACUGAAGUCAAUGUGUUCAGCAUCACAAUACAUCCUUGCAAAAUUUUAAACAAACACUUCUCUGGAAAAUGACAUUAGCUUAUAAUUGACUCACCCUCAUGUCAUCCUAGGUGUAUGUGACUUUCUUUCCUUAACCGAACACAACAGGACUCUUCCUAGCUUUGUAAUUCUAUUGAAUGGUGAAACUCCAAAAAGAGAAAAAGUUAUCCACAACCUCAGAGGGAUCUUAAAUGCCCUCAUAGCUGCCAAGUCUAGUAUUGUUUAAGCACUAUGUAUUAUGGGUUAUUUUUAAUAGUGUGGUUCUCAACAGGAUGUGUUUGCAGAUAUGAACAAUGAUUCUUUGCCAUUCCAAGUUGAUAUGACAUUUAAAGUAAAUACUUCCCAGG
This is a messenger RNA of Triplophysa dalaica, 2145 nucleotides long. It is a transcript of the gene smim18, whose product is annotated as small integral membrane protein 18. Bases 909 to 1121 code for a protein of 70 amino acids. The record is from RefSeq and is a predicted model, not a curated record. Lineage: Eukaryota; Metazoa; Chordata; Actinopteri; Cypriniformes; Nemacheilidae. The transcript is spliced from 2 exons.